GCGGUAUGGCAGACUGCCAGAAGACGGUCGCAGCACGAAAACCAGGUAUUUUUCGCAUUGGUUUGCGAUUCAAGGUACUUCGCCAUGAGUGCCUCGUUCCAACAGCCGUUUCAAGGCAUCCUCUAUGUGGACAAGAAGACUGCCGGCUCUCGGCGCUUGAUGGUGGCCUCUGCGGGCUCCAAGCUCUACUCUUAUGAUGCUGCGAGCGGCCAGCGACUGGCUGUCUGGCCUGCGGACUCUGAGUUGAGGAACGAGGAGAGCCAGCCGGCUUCCGAUCCCCAAGGCCCACCGGAGAAGAAGAGGAAGAUCUCUGAGGCGAAGGAUGUUGAUGCCGUCUCAGUCACUUGGUCUAACAUUCCUUUGCUGAUUUCUUCGUCUAAUGGGGAGUAUGUCAUUGCGCUUACUGCUGAAGACAAGUGCAUCAGAGUGUUCAGAGUAGAGGACGACGGUACGCUGCGGCAUCUGAGCGCCAGGUCUAUGCCAAAGCGACCGUGUGCCAUUGCUUUAACCAGUGAUGAUAGCACAGUGCUCUGCGGCGACAAGUUUGGGGACGUCUACGCUUUGCCCCUCCUUCCAGGCGAGAAUGAGACCAUUGGAUUCUCGAGACAUCUCGAGAAGAAAGCUUAUCAGCCUGCAGCGACGAAUCUCACUGUGCAUACGAGGCGCAAUCUGGAAGCUCUAGAGCAGCAGAUGCGGCUGACUAAUGUGCAAGGUUCCAAAGAGAAUUCCGGUGCUACUUUUGAGCAUGCGAUUGUACUCGGCCAUGUAUCGAUGCUCACAGACUUGGCCCUUGUCUCUCUAUCCUCCCCUGCACGUAGCUAUAUCUUGACGGCAGAUCGAGACGAGCAUAUUCGCGUGUCCCGUGGGCCUCCCCAAGCGUAUGUGAUUGAGAACUAUUGCCUGGGCCAUACUUCGUUCAUCAGCAAGCUUUGCGUUCUCCCAUGGGCGUCUGAGAUUCUGGUCUCCGGAGGCGGAGACAGUUACUUACUUGUGUGGAAGUGGGCCGAAGGCAAGCUGCUGCAAAAGGUCUCCCUUCCAGAGGAAAUUACAGGACACUCAGAGGUGGCGGUGCGGGGGAUCUGGUCAGCUUCUUUCAAGGCUUCCGCGGACGCUUCGGACAACGUGAAUGCAGUCCUGGUGGCAAUUGAAGGGUCCUCGAAACUGCUGUGCUACGUUGUCGAGCCAGACAACACAAUGCGGCAUCAGGCUGAUAUCCAGCUGACUGGCAAUGCACUCAGCCUCGCCACCGUCGAAUCGCAGGGGACUAUCAUUGUCUCUGUGGACGGGAUCCGAGAACCUGGAUCGUUUCAAGACUGGAGAACCGAUUCCACGUCGCCUCAGAUUCUCCUUGAGUCAUUCAAAGUUCAGACCACGCAAGGAAACCUUAGCUGGGAACCUCUGGCCACCCCAAUGACUACGGCGGUCAACUCUACAGGCACCACAGUGCUUGCGGCACUUGAACCGAAGCAGCAGAAGGAACUGAACGACUCGUUAUAUUCCGUGGGGAAUCUCCGAAAGAGAUCUCACGCAGAUGACGAAUAAGUCAACAAAAGUUGUAGUUAUAGUUAUAUCAUACCAGUCAAUAGAAUAAUGUCAAGGCGAAAAUAGAUCAAUAUACUGCCCAAAAAACCCC
Molecule: messenger RNA, 1633 nt
Organism: Penicilliopsis zonata CBS 506.65
Lineage: Eukaryota; Fungi; Ascomycota; Eurotiomycetes; Eurotiales; Aspergillaceae
Exons: 4
Coding region: 85-1542 (485 amino acids)
Biological process (GO): RNA (guanine-N7)-methylation
Cellular component (GO): tRNA methyltransferase complex; cytosol; nucleus
Molecular function (GO): protein binding; tRNA (guanine(46)-N7)-methyltransferase activity
Source: RefSeq, a predicted model, not a curated record